Molecule: messenger RNA, 5544 nt
Organism: Neurospora hispaniola
Lineage: Eukaryota; Fungi; Ascomycota; Sordariomycetes; Sordariales; Sordariaceae
Exons: 2
Coding region: 1-5544 (1847 amino acids)
Molecular function (GO): protein binding
Source: RefSeq, a predicted model, not a curated record
AUGGCAGCUGUGUCGCCUCAACGUUCACAGGAUAGUCGGCGGGCCCGACUCCUGGAACUCGCUGUCGCCGUUGGUGUUACCGAGCUACCGCCUAUCCCGCCACUCCCUCCGACCAGACUACCUACCCCGAGCCCACAUGAUGAUUUGCAAGCGGAAGAACUCCUCAGACACCGACGACAAGCUGAGAACCCUGAAAGCUCACAAAGUACCCUAAAACGAGCCUUUUCGUCUACCAAGAAGCCAUGGGAAGCCAGAGAAAUCUUCGACGUCCUCGACAACCAUGUCGCGUCUGGGGGUUCGCCCGCUGUCGCAAAUGUUCUCAUCCGAAAACUGUUCGAGCUUGGGGGGGAUCCGAACAUCAAAGCUCUAAAAGGCAGCAGGUCAGACUCCAUCCUGUCUAGAAGAAGGAGCUUGAAGUCCCAGGAGCGGAGUGAGAUAUUGCAGAAGGCGAUCCAGAACCGUCAAAUGGACAUGGUUUCCGUCUUAGUCCAUUAUGCAGACUAUAUCGCGCUCGACAUGGCAUUACCCGACGCAAUACGAUCCAAAGACCUCAUAAUACUGGGCCUGCUACUGCAACGCGGCGCAAAUCCUGCCCAGUCGCAGAAUGCCCAAAUCGAAUUUCGACAACUAUGUAUUGCUGGUGGUCAUCCGGAUGUUAUAGGACUUAUUCUUCAGUCACCGGGCGGCUUCUCGUCACAGCUACUCUCCUUAUGCCUCAUAGAUGCCUCACGAAAGGGCUGUCUUGAGACAGUCUGGAGACUGAGCAGGUCAGUCGCGGAUGCCGACUUUGACACGGCCGAAGCUCUCAGGACAGCGAUUGGGCAGAGCAGAGUUGACAUUGCACUCGCCAUUUUGACGGGGAGACAGCCACCUACACCUGGAGGGGCCGGUCUGAUGGAGAGCUUCAAACAGCUUCUCAGCCAAUCCAUUGGCCCCAAUGAGAAGCUGUUCUUGAUAGAGGCGCUUUUGUGCGCCGGUGCCCCUGGCGAUAUGGCGGCCGUCGCCUUGCAGCAAGCGUGCCAGGCUGAAAAUGUCGACAUGAUUCAUCUUUUGCUCAAAAACGGAGCUUCAGUUGAGUACCAGGAUGCCAAGGUACUAUGUGAUAUCAUUACGAAAGGAAACUGCAACCUUCUUCAGCUACUAUUAAAUGAUCGAACGCAUCUGAGUCCCAGCCUCGCGUCUCGGUGUGUUGGAGUGAUUCCGACGACAGUCAGCCCGGAAAACCGAUAUGCGUUUCUCAGCAUCCUGCUUCGGAAAGGUGCCGGGGGCACUGCGCUGGGCGACGCGCUCAUUGCUGCGGUGAGGGCUGGAGAUGAUCAGUCGGUAAAUUUGCUGCUUACACCGUAUUUCCCCGAAAACCCUGUUCCAGAAGGGAAGCUCCGAAAAGGCUCGCCACAGAUGAAGCACGCCCGACAUGAAGUGGCCUCGGUAGACCACUUGAAUGGAAUGGCUCUAAACAACGCAGUCAUGAUGGAGAACAUAGACAUGGUGAAGAAGCUUCUGACAGGAAAGCCGUCCCCGUCAACGCUGGAGCAAGUGUUUCCGCAGGUCAAGAAGUUGGCUCCUAAUGAACGUUACCUCAUUACCGAGGCUUUUCUGGCUGCUGGGCUUUCUGGACCCUGUCUAUCCGCUGCGUUGACAGGGGCAAUCGAAGAACAACACCCCAGACGAGACGACAGGUUCAUUUCCCUUCUUUUGCGAUACACUGAAGGCACGUACUCCGACAAUAAAUUCGGAGUCUUGGCUUCCAUUGCUGUUGGGGAUGUACCACUCUUGCGCAAAAUGCUCAAGAAGCCACUCUCGCCUCAAACGUCUUUUGCGGCUGUGGCUAAAGCCAUGUUGAUUAAACAUCAAGAAGUCCGGUAUACGAUCGUCGAGUUAUUGCUUCAGGCAGGCGCUGGUCGAGAAGGGAACGAAGUAUCCGCGGCGCUGUCACAAUUACUAGCUACCCAACCCCUGGAUGUACAACUAUUUUCUCUCCUGCUGAAGCAUGGUAACGUGGAUGCCAACUUCAAAGACGGCGAGCCUGUCACUCUCGCUGUUCGCGAUCCCGAUCCCGCCAUCCUCGAGCUUGUUGUCCAGUACGGAAAGCCGACACCUGAAACAGUGAUUCGCGGCCUCAACGAUCUCUCAAAAGUGCCAACGACAGCUGCAAAAGCUGCCAAAAUGUCUCUUCUUCUCCUAUGCCAUAUCCCACAAAAGGAUCACCUAGAUGUUCUCUUAUACAACGAGGUUCAGACAAUUCUUCAGAUGUCAUUGGAAAGUCGCAACUAUGAUGUCGUUGGAACUCUUCUCUCAGCCGGUGCGGACAUCAAUUCCCACAACGCCGCCGCAUUCUGUUGCGCCGUAAAGGCAUGUAGCACACAGUUGAUGGACCUAAUGCUGAGUGUUAAGCCAGCACCAGACACCCUAGCUGCGGCACUUCGGCAUUCGGUGAACAUACCGGAUUCCAGUAACCGUCAAGAUUUCACCCGGAAGCUUGUCGAAGCCGGCACUCCGAGCAUAGAAGUUAAUAGGGCGCUGAGCUACGCUCUACAUGCCCAUCUGUCUGACUACCAACUGAUCGAACUUCUAUCAGCCUACGCCGACUCAACAGAUGGCAAAGCCCUCGGUCUCGCGGUGGAGAAGCAGGAUGCUCAAGCAGUGGAAUUGAUUUUGGCAAGAUCUUCACGAAAAUACCCUGCGGAGGUGCUCAAUACCACCUUUGCACAAGCCGUUAAGCUCAAGAAUCCUAAGAUUUGCGCAUCACUGCUUAAGAGGGGGGUGUCCGGUUCUGAAAUCUCCGACGCACUCGUCACCGCGGCGUCCGAUGGAAACCUGAUACUUGUCAAUCUCUUGAUGGGCCACGGAGCCAGCCUCGAGCACCAGGAAGGUCAAGCGAUAGUAGAAGCUUGCAAGAGCGCUGCCAUCUCCGUCUUGGGCGCACUGUUGCACCCCACGGCCCAGGUCAAGAAACUAAUUUUAGUAAAGGGGUUUGAAGCAGCGAGUGUUAGUGUCACGGAUGUCAAGAAUCGUACGGAAAUCUUCCGACUCCUGCUGGAAAGAGGAGUCAACGGCGAGGUCGUGGACAAACAGCUUAUUGCCGCGGGAAUUCUUGGCGAUGACGGCGAGGCUCUGGUGCGCUUGCUGCUUUCUUAUGGGGCGGAUCCGGAUUACAACUCUGGCGAAGCUAUUUGGAAGGCGACCAAGAGGACAGCGCUGAAAAGUCUAAAGUUGAUGUUGGGUGUGGAAAAGGCAGCAAGUGAUGGGCAAAAGAAACCAUCGCAACAGACCUUGCUUAAAGCAUUGAAAGCCAGCCGGAAAUUGAGCCAGGAAGCAAGGUAUCAAGUCAUUGAGUGGCUGUUUGCUGCAGGGCUAGAGCCAUCGGAGGAUGUGCAUACCGCGCUGCAUAGGGCUGUGAAGGAGGAGAGCGAUGUUCGCUUGAUUCGGCUCCUGCUCUCACAUGGUGCUUCGCCUUUGGUGAAUGGGUGCGAGACGUUGAUGGAUGCGACUCGGUCGUACCGGGUUGAUGUGCUGGAGGCUUUGCUGACGUUUGAUGUUCCCGGAAAGGAUGUCUCGUGGACUUUCGAACAUUCCUUUACUCCAGAGGCAGCUGAGGAUUGGAUGACUGAACAAGGUCUCCUGAUUGCAGGGAUGUUGCUGGAGAAGGGCGCAGAGGGUGGUGAGCCUUUGUUCCCGGCUUUGAAUGUUGCUGUUGACGCAUACGGGACUGAACAUGAAGCACUGGCUCGUCGGUUUUCAACACUUUUGCUACAACAUGGGGCGAGCGUCACUUGUCAGGAUGGGCUCGUGCUGCAGAAAGCAGCCAAGAAGGCGGAUUCGGAGCUUAUACAGCUGAUUCUGCAGCAGAAUCCAGAUGCUCACUCGGUUUCCAUGGCGUUUCCCCACAUAUUUGACGCAGACCUCCAAGAGGAAGAGAUUCUGUCACUGGUCGAACUAUUCAUCUGCUAUGACUUUGAGGGAGAAGGGCUAGACGUCAUGACACCGUCCUCCCCGCCUAUUCUACUUCGUGCGCUCAACAAAUAUCCUCGGUCAGAGAAACUGCUGGAAACGCUUCUGAAUGCAGGCUAUUAUCAUGAUCAGCUCACGACCAUGAGAGUCAUGGAUAGCAGCGAAGAGGAACAGGUCAAUCUGCUUUUCUGGGCAUUGAGUCAGCCUCAAAAGCGCAUCAGCAGCAGUAUCAUCCAGCUUCUCAUUGACAAAGGGGCAAAGGUCAAUUUUGAGACACGAGUGUCUAAACAGACUCCGCUCAUGCUCGCCAUCCAACACAGACGGCCAGAUCUGGUCAAGGCGCUCCUUCUCGCUGGUGCAGAUGUGGAUGUUGCCGAUGCUGAAAACAACACUCCGAUGGCACUGGCUACUGCGAUUGGAGGCGAACUAGGCACAGCCAUGAUGGCGAGUCUCUUGGCUGCCGAGCCAUCUCUCAACGAUGGUUCACUGCAUAACGCCGCUAGGAAGCUCAACCUCGAAGCAGUUAAAGUGCUGAUCGAGUUCGGCCACGAUCCAGACUUCCCUAGUAUCGUUCAUGGCGGCCGUUCCGCCCUGGGAGAACUAUGCCUCAACGCAGCCGAAACCGGCCCCCUAUCAUCAACGCAAGAAAAGGAUAUGGAAAAAGUCAUGGCCGAACUGAUCAAGCGAGGCAGUGACCUCUCCAUCCAAGCCGACGGAAAAUCCGUGCUCCUCCUCGCCCUGCACUCCACCGACCCACUCCCCAUCACCCGCGCUCUCCUCAAAGCCGGUGUCUGGAAAACCAUCAACGCCCCCGACCACCAAUGGACCGACGGCGUGUACACCUACUCUCCCACCCAAUACCUCCUCCGCGUCCUCCCGCCCAACAGCACCGACCGUUCCGCCCUCCUCAACCUCCUUAGAUCCUACCGCUGCCGGGACGUCUACUACGCCAACGACGGGCCACAGCCCGACGGCGCCGUCAACCUGCCUCGCGAGCUCCUUCGCGCCGAACGUGAACGUCGCGCCCGCGCCGAGCGUAUCGAAAAGGAGACAGAGGAACACCACAUUGCCAUUGCGCGCACAAAGGAGAUUGCGACCAUGCAAAACAAAAUCUUCCUCGCGCGCGCCGAGCUAGAAGAUAGUCGCAUCCGCCGGCAGCGGGACGAGGAGAUGGAAGCCGUGCGCAGCCGGCAGACCGUCGAAGAAGAAGCCUUCGCGGCCGAACUGCACCGUCGUAAAGCUGAACGCGAAGCGAGCAUGAAGCAUGAGCGCCAGCUUCUCGAAGCGGGAUUAUCGAGAGCUAGGCUGGUGAGCGAGGCGGAGCUGGAGAUGGAGGAGAGGAAGCGAGAACAGACGGCGCAGUGGGAGCAGCAGAGGUUGCAAGCGGCGAAGCAGUUGAGUGAUGUUAGGGUGCACGAACGCAGGGAGAUGGAGAGGAUCGAGGCGAUGAGUGAUGCGCGGAUGGUGAAGAGGUUGGGGGAGCAUAAGAAGUUGGUGGAGACGCAGGAGAGGUUGGCGAGGAGCUUGAAUGGGGCGGGACCGCCAGGAGGGGGCAGGAGGCAGAUGGGGUAUAUUACUGGAGAGUUGGAUUGA